Molecule: messenger RNA, 1119 nt
Organism: Fusarium proliferatum ET1
Lineage: Eukaryota; Fungi; Ascomycota; Sordariomycetes; Hypocreales; Nectriaceae
Product: putative mitochondrial ribosomal protein L2 of the large subunit
Exons: 3
Coding region: 1-1119 (372 amino acids)
Biological process (GO): cytoplasmic translation
Cellular component (GO): ribosome; large ribosomal subunit
Molecular function (GO): transferase activity; structural constituent of ribosome; RNA binding
Source: RefSeq, a predicted model, not a curated record
AUGCUUCAGUCCGGCCUCCAAUUUGCUGCUGCGCGGCAGAGCGCUUUGCGCAUGGCUCUGAGCCGAUCGCUCCCACGAACAUAUGCAACUAUCAGACGUUCUAACGAGACCACCGCCAGCCCGAAAGAACUCGCUGAGAAUCCCGAGAGUCAAUCUGCUAUCUUGCGAGUCUAUAAACCCCGAACGCCUGGCGUGAGACAUCUCAAGCGACCUAUCAACGAUCAUCUCUGGAAAGGACGACCUUUCCUUCCCUUAACAUUCCCUAAGAAGGGCCAAGCAAAGGGUGGCCGAAAUGUGUCUGGUAGGAUCACCGUGCGACACCGAGGUGGCGGUGCGAAGAGAAGAAUAAGAACGGUUGACUUCAUCCGCAACCGACCAGGACCUCACCUGGUGGAACGCAUUGAAUACGACCCAGGACGGAGUGCGCACAUUGCUCUCGUCACUGAGAAGGCUACCGGACGUCACACUUACAUUCUUGCCGCUGACGGGUUGAGGUCUGGGGAUAUUGUGCACAGCUACCGUGCCGGUAUUCCUCAAGAUCUACUUGACAGCAUGGGUGGUAUUAUUGAUCCGGGUAUUCUAGCUGCGAAGACUGCCUUCCGUGGUAAUUGUCUACCUAUGCACAUGAUUCCUGUCGGUACCACAGUCUUUGCUGUGGGAUCUGCAGCUAGACGUGGCGCCGUGUUUUGUCGUAGUGCUGGCACCUCAGCUGUGGUUGUCAACAAGAACGAGGAGACGAAAGACGACGGUACCAGGGUCAUGACUGGCAAGUACGUUGAGGUUAGACUUCAGAGCGGUGAAGUUCGACGAGUUAGCAAGGACGCUUGUGCGACCAUUGGCGUGGCUAGCAACAUUCACCACCACUACCGCCAGCUGGGCAAGGCUGGACGAAGCCGGUGGCUCAACAUUCGACCUACAGUCCGUGGUGUUGCCAUGAACAAAGUCGACCAUCCUCACGGUGGUGGUAGAGGUAAAUCGAAGGGUAAUCGUCACCCUGUCUCUCCUUGGGGUGUUCCUACCAAGAGUGGUUACAAGACCCGACGCAAGCACAACAGGAACAAGUGGGUUGUGGUACCUCGACCUCGAAACAACGGAAAGCGCCGAGACAAGGCCAAUUAA